AUCCUUGUGAGGCAACGCUGCACAGACCCACUCAGUCGUUUCAUCAAGCUGCUCUGAGACAGUGUUCCUCGUUUACUGGGAUUAUAAUUUAUGCCGGAGGCAAAGGUUUUCUGGGAUUUUUUUUUUCUUUUUAAAAGGACACUUUCACUUGGGAAUGGAAAGAGGAACUGGGAAUUUUGACUGUUAGUCUUCUUUGGAAAAUACAUUUAAAGUCAGUAGAGCUGGAUUUACUUAAAUAAUUUUUAACCUACGUUGACUGGGAUAUUUAAAAGCUGCUUAUUUAGAGAGGGGUCUGUUUUUUACUUUACUAAUCAUGGCCUCCCAGAAAGUAUGGCUGCUGGGGCUGUUACUGACCCUGCUUUGCUCGUUCCAAACACCUUUGUUACCUGGAGCCCAAGCUCUCUUUGAUGACUUUGAAGAUGAUGAUGAUGAUGACAUUUUUGAUCAUGAUGAUGACGAUGCAGAUGAAGAGGACGAUAAAGAUGAUGAUGACGACAACGACGAUGAUGGCCAAAAACACAUAAAGCAUCAUGGGCACAAUGAUAACAAUGAUCAUGGGCACAAAUACAAUAAACAUCAUGGGCACAAUGAUAAUAAUGAUCAUGGACAUAAUGAUAACAACGAUCAUGGCCACAAACACAAAGCUCAUGGACACAAUAACAACGAUCAUGGACAUAAUGAUAACAACGAUCAUGGCCACAAUGAUAAUAAUGAUCAUGGACAUAACAAUAAUGAUCAUGGGCAUAAUGAUAACAACGAUCAUGGGCACAAUGAUAAUAAUGAUCAUGGCCACAAACACAAAGCUCAUGGACACAAUAACAACGAUCAUGGACAUAAUGAUAACAACGAUCACGGCCACAAUAAUAAUGAUCAUGGACAUAACAACAAUGAUCAUGGGCAUAAUGAUAACAACGAUCAUGGGCACAAUGAUAAUAAUGAUCAUGGCCACAAACACAAAGCUCAUGGACACAAUAACAACGAUCAUGGACAUAAUGAUAACAACGAUCAUGGCCACAAUAAUAAUGAUCAUGGACAUAACAACAACGAUCAUAGGCAUAAUGAUAACAACGAUCAUGGGCACAAUGAUAAUAAUGAUCAUGGCCACAAACACAAAGCUCAUGGACACAAUAACAACGAUCAUGGACAUAAUGAUAACAACGAUCACGGCCACAAUAAUAAUGAUCAUGGACAUAACAACAAUGAUCAUGGGCAUAAUGAUAACAACGAUCAUGGGCACAAUGAUAAUAAUGAUCAUGGCCACAAACACAAAGCUCAUGGACACAAUAACAACGAUCAUGGACAUAAUGAUAACAACGAUCAUGGCCACAAUAAUAAUGAUCAUGGACAUAACAACAAUGAUCAUGGGCAUAAUGAUAACAACGAUCAUGGGCACAAUGAUAAUAAUGAUCAUGGCCACAAACACAAAGCUCAUGGACACAAUAACAACGAUCAUGGACAUAAUGAUAACAAUGAUCAUGGCCACAAUAAUAAUGAUCAUGGACAUAACAACAAUGAUCAUGGGCAUAAUGAUAACAACGAUCAUGGGCACAAUGAUAAUAAUGAUCAUAGCCACAAACACAAAGCUCAUGGACACAAUAACAACGAUCAUGGACAUAAUGAUAACAACGAUCACGGCCACAAUAAUAAUGAUCAUGGACAUAACAACAAUGAUCAUGGGCAUAAUGAUAACAACGAUCAUGGGCACAAUGAUAAUAAUGAUCAUGGCCACAAACACAAAGCUCAUGGACACAAUAACAAUGAUCAUGGACAUAAUGAUAACAAUGAUCAUGGCCACAAUAAUAAUGAUCAUGGACAUAACAACAACGAUCAUGGGCAUAAUGAUAACAACGAUCAUGGGCACAAUGAUAAUAAUGAUCAUGGCCACAAACACAAAGCUCAUGGACACAAUAACAACGAUCAUGGACAUAAUGAUAACAACGAUCAUGGCCACAAUGAUAAUAAUGAUCAUGGACAUAACAACAACGAUCAUGGGCAUAAUGAUAACAACGAUCAUGGCCACAAUAAUAAUGAUCAUGGACAUAACAACAAUGAUCAUGGGCAUAAUGAUAACAACGAUCACGGACAUAAUGAUAACAAUGAUCAUGACCACAAUGAUAAUAAUGAUCAUGGACAUAAUGAUAACAACGAUCAUGGAGACAAUGACAACAAUGACCACGAUCACAAUGAUAACAAUGACCAUGAUGACAAUGAUAACAAUGACCAUGAUGACAAUGAUAAUAACAAUCAUGGCCAUAAUAAUAAUGAUGACAACAAUGAUGAUGAUGAUGAUAAUGAUGACGAUGAUGACAACGACAAUGAUGAUGAUGAUGAUGAUGACAAUGAUGACGAUGAUGAUGACGAUGAUGAUGAUGAUGACGACGAUGACGACGACGAUGACAAUGAUGACGAUGAUGAUGACGAUGAUGAGGAUGAAGAUGAUGACGAUGAUGAUGAUGACCAUGACGACGAUGAUGAUGACGACGAUGAUGAACAUGAUGAUGACGACGAUGAUGAUGACAACGAUGACGAUGAUGACGACGACGAUGACGACGACGAUGAUGACGACGACGAUGAUGACGAUGACGACGACGACGAUGACGAUGACGACGACGACGAGGAUGAAUAUCACGAUGGUUCACUUUGCCAUUACUGUGCUUUCUGUGAACACUGCGACAAAUGUGACAAGUGCCCAUGUGCUAAAGGAGACAAGAGUGAGCACUGCGAAGCCUGUGACAUGUGCAGUUUCUGUUAUGUGUGCCCUGUAAUAUGUGAGACUGUCUGCAAACCAGGGAGCUAUGUUGAUGAGCUGACGGGGACGCUGUACCAGUCAGUGGCUAACAUUUUUGAGUAAUCCCAGAAGUAAGAUCACCACCAUGUGGGCAGAAGUGAAACGGCCAUUUCCAUCACAGCAGAUUACUGUUUAUUUAUAUAAGUUGCAAAAUACAAUGAAACUACUGAAUUACACAGAAUGCCAAGUUUUCAUAA
Messenger RNA from Erpetoichthys calabaricus (reedfish), 2985 nucleotides. RefSeq lists its product as uncharacterized. Gene Ontology annotation, molecular function: calcium ion binding. The record is from RefSeq and is a predicted model, not a curated record. The transcript is spliced from 6 exons. Lineage: Eukaryota; Metazoa; Chordata; Cladistia; Polypteriformes; Polypteridae. The coding region runs from base 314 to 2851 and encodes 845 amino acids.